Leptinotarsa decemlineata (Colorado potato beetle) is the source of this 1035-nucleotide messenger RNA. RefSeq lists its product as uncharacterized. Lineage: Eukaryota; Metazoa; Arthropoda; Insecta; Coleoptera; Chrysomelidae. The record is from RefSeq and is a predicted model, not a curated record.
CAGAGAUUAUAGGUUAUGUCGAUUGUGGACAUUUUUCCUUUGAAAGGAAUUUAAAACGUAUUAUUUUUAUCAGCGUUCUCCGAUCAUGAACUUCGUUUUCAACUGUGUCAUGUAGGAAAUGCUGCAUUUCAAAGUGUUCAGUAUCUGCACCGCUACACAAAUUUCCAAAUCCUGGAAAAUAUCUAGAACAAUUCAGAAUAUGGGUGCACUCUAUCAAUGAAAUAAACCCAGUAAUAUUGUAUCGCUCUAAAAGAGUUUGUCAUAAACAUUUCGAGGCUAAAUACCAUUCAUUUAUGCCGAGUAGACUUCAACCAAUGGCUGUGCCUACAUUAUAUUUGAGAGAUGAAAUUGAUCUAUUUGAUUCAGAUGAGCCGUCAACUUCUUCAGCCAUGCCAUUGACAUUGGUUUGGGAAACGGAUUCCUUUAAUGAAAAUGCUGUUGGUUGUCUGAUGUCACCACUUCAGCUCCUGAAGCAUUCAGGAGUUUGUAAGCAGGCAGUCACACCAAGAAAAAAAAGUUAUAUGCAGGACAGUAAAAAAACCUUAGCAAAAGAUUACAUGAAGCUGAAACAUUCAAGGAUAAAUAUGAAUUGGAGCAUAACAUGGUAAAGCUGAAUUCCUUGGCAGCAAUAUUGAUUUGAUUGCAAUUUCGAGAAUCAAGUAAGUGCAAGAAACUAAGGCGUUUUACCCUUAACGAAAAGUUACUCUCUGUGGCCUUUUACAGAGUCCCAAAUCUUAUGCACUUCUGCCAAAAAUAUUCAUUCUGCCAAGUAAGUCAACAUUAGGAAGGCUACUUGCCCUAGUGGUUGGGAGACCAGGCAUCCAAUAUGUUAUCUUUGAAUCACUUCAAGAAAUGACAAAAGAAAUGAAUUCCUCUGAAAAAUAUGUAGCGGUUCUGUUUGAUGAAAUGGCAAUUUUGCCUAGUCUUCAUUUCAAUGAACAUACUGGCUUCAUAGAGGGCUUUGAAGACAUGGGUGGAAAUAUUAAUGAUAGCUACAUUGCAGAUCAUGUCCUAAUGUUUAUGAUCAGAGGUUUG